AUGAGCUCCCUGUGGAUGAGGAGAUGCAGGAAACCCAGGAGGGAUUGGGGAGCUGUGGGGUGCUGGGGCUCGGUGCCACUGCGGCUCCUGUCCCCGCAGGAGGACAGCAGGAAUUACCUGACCCUGGUGGAGCAGUACGGGGACGGGCUCCUGGUGUGCGGCACCGGCGGCUGCGCCCCCACCUGCUGGAACGUGACCCAGAGGAAGUUGAGCCCACCCUGGGAUGGGAGAGGGAUCGCUCCCUUCACCCCUGACUCCAACACCCUGGUGGUUGUUGAUGGCCGGGACAUCUACUCCACCAUCAAGAAGAGCCAGCAGAACGGGAAGAUCCCUCGGUUCCGCCGGGUGAGGGGCGGCGGGGAGCUCUACACCAGCGACACGGUGAUGCAGAACCCUCAGUUCGUCAAGGCCACCACGCUGAGGCACGAGGAGCCUCACCAGGACAAGAUUUAUUAUUUCUUCCGUGAGGACAACCCCGACAAGAGCCCCGAGGCUCCCCGGAACAUCUCCAGGGUGGCCCAGCUGUGUAAGGGGGACAAGGGAGGCACCAGCUCCCUGUCGGCCUCCAAGUGGACCACGUUCCUCAAGGCCACGCUGAUCUGCGUGGAUCCCGUCACCAAGGGCAACUUCAACUGGCUGCAGGAUGUCUUCAUCGUCCCCGCGGGCGACUGGCGCCGCGCCAAGGUCUACGGGCUCUUCACCAACACCUGGGGCAGCUCUGCCGUCUGUGUUUUCUCCUUCGGGGACAUCGAUCGCGUCUUCAGGACGUCGCGGCUCAAGGGUUACAGCGGCCCCAGCCCCGAGGUGAAACCCGGCCAGUGCGUCCCCUCGGGGCAGCACACCCCCAGCGAGACGUUCAAGAUCGCGGACAGCCACCCCGAGGUGGAGGAGCGGGUGGAGCCGCUGGGGCCGGGCCGGGGCCCCCUGUUCCACAACCAGCACCGCUACCAGAGGCUGGGGGUGCACGAGGUGGCGGCGGCGGGCGGGCAGCGCUACAACGUCCUGUACCUGGCCACAGACAAGGGCUCCAUCCACAAGGUGGUGGAGCUGCCAGACGGGGUGCAGAACAUCAUGGAGAUCCAGGUGUUCCCCAGCAAGGAUCCCAUCCAGUCCAUGAUCCUGGACCACGCCAGGGCUGUGCUGUACGUGGGCUCCGGCAGCCGCGUCCUGGAGCUGCCCAUGGACAUGUGCGGCGCCUACCGCAACAACUGCCACAGCUGCGUGCUGGCCCGGGACCCGUACUGCGGCUGGGCCAACGCCUCCUGCCUCUCGCUCGCCCGCGGCCGGGAGGUGCUCCAGAACCUGAACUUGGGCUCGUGGCGAGGAAACUGCCAGAGGAGCGACCUCAAGGGAGGCGACUUCAGGAACAUCUCGGUGACUCCGUUCUCCCGCUAUUACCUCAACUGCUCCAUCGAGUCUCACUACGCGUCCUACAGCUGGUACCACGAGGACGUGCUGGUCCGGAGCUGCAACUCCUCCCGGCCGCAGCCCGGCUGCUUCCACUUCAUCCCCAGCGUGCGGCGGGAGCACCUGGGCCACUACACCUGCGUGUCGGAGGAGGAGGGGUUCCGCCAGGAGCUGGUCAAGGAGCGCCUGCUGGACCGCCAGCGCCUCCCGGGGCAGCGCGGCAGCGCCGCGGCCGGGCCGGCACCGCCCCGACUCCGCGUGUUGGUGCUGCUGCUGCUGGCGCGGCUCCUGCACUGACCCGGAGCGCCGGAACCGGCGGGCGCUGCUCCCGGGGCGCGGCUCCUGCACUGACCCGGAGCGCCGGAACCGGCGGGCGCUGCUCCCGGGGCGCGGCUCCUGCACUGACCCGGAGCGCCGGAACCGGCGGGCGCUGCUCCCGGGCGCGGCUCCUGCACUGACCCGGAGCGCCGGAACCGGCGGGCGCUGCUCCCCGGGCGCGGCUCCUGCACUGACCCGGAGCGCCGGAACCGGCGGGCGCUGCUCCCCGGGCGCGGCUCCUGCACUGACCCGGAGCGCUGACACC
This is a messenger RNA of Oenanthe melanoleuca, 1990 nucleotides long. RefSeq names its product semaphorin 7A (John Milton Hagen blood group) (gene SEMA7A). NCBI's taxonomy places the organism in Eukaryota, Metazoa, Chordata, Aves, Passeriformes, Muscicapidae. Gene Ontology annotation, biological process: negative regulation of axon extension involved in axon guidance; integrin-mediated signaling pathway; positive regulation of ERK1 and ERK2 cascade. The record is from RefSeq and is a predicted model, not a curated record. The transcript has 11 exons. Bases 1 to 1704 code for a protein of 567 amino acids. Gene Ontology annotation, molecular function: chemorepellent activity; semaphorin receptor binding; integrin binding. Gene Ontology annotation, cellular component: external side of plasma membrane.